AUGAUCCUAUUGGGCUCGAAGUUAUUCAUACGCGAUAUUUGUCGAUACACUAAUUUGUUAAUAAAUUUUUACCAUCGCCGACCUAUCCACCUCCUCCACGCCUCAACCACAAGACAUCCUGUAGGAAAUCAUGGAAUUAAGCAAUUCAAACAAUUUGAGUAUCCAAGCCCCGAAAGCCGCGAGAUAGAGUUAUGGGAAAAAAAACCUCUAAAGCUAAUAAAAAAACUUUCACUUUCCGAAGCAAUCGAAAAUUAUCUCGAGCCUGGAGUUAUUCUAUUACCUAUUUAUGAAAAAGGUACUAGAUCCUUGCCAUAUCCCCAUGUUCCUCGAUUCUAUCUAGGAAAAAUAAACACAACAAAGGUUUACCUACCAAAGACCCAAAAAUCCAAGGGGCGAAAGUCGAAAGAAGUUCACUUCAAAACAAACAACGAUAGUGGAUUUAUUACACAGGCACUGUACAGAUCAUAUCAUUUCCUCUCAAGAUCGGAGAAACGUUCACCUGUCGAAAUACACGUACACACGUCUCUGAAAAAGCCCAAGAAUAUUUCUAGAAAGUCUCAUUUAGAUAUAAUAGAGAGGAAAAGACUUAAGCAAGAAUAUGUAAAGUCUUUCAAGGAAGAGAUAGUUAAUGCCUACAACUUUUGGCCACAGACCAUACUCAGAUCUAUGCCAGAGGGCGCAUCAAUAACCAUAAAACCCGUCGCCGAUGAUACCCAGGUCUGCUGGGUCAUGGAUUUGGGAGGAAUGGAGCGAACCGACUUGUUUGAAAAAAAUAAAGAAAUUCAAUUUGAGCUAGAUGAUGAGGGUAAGGGUGUCCCUGAGAAGGAUAUACGCCAGAGAGCAAAAGAGGACCUCAGAAAUAUUCGCCAAAUACUAGCUGACGAAAAAAAGCUUUGCAAAACUGGCGAGAAAAGUAUACAGCCACAUGAAAAGAAUACCCCAAGUAGUAAUGUAAUUCAUUCAAAGCUCUCAUCACAGAUUGUGAAUGAUACCAGGAAAUUGCAAUCAGAUGUAGGCGAAACAAUCGAUACAUUGAAGUCAUAUGGAGAUAGCUCAUGUUCUAUGCCACCAUCAAAAGCUACUAAGCUACUUGAAGCUCAAGAAGAUAAAAGUAAAUCAGAGAAGAAGAUAUUUUCGAUAAAAGCGAUAGAAAAGAUCGCUGGAGCCGUUGUCUCAGAGAAGAUCACUAAUCUGUCCGAAAAAAUAGAUAAAUUAAAGCGGAAAUUCGAAGACGUCAAAUAUAAUAGAGACGCUUUUGAUACUGAAGUAAAAUUUUUACGAAGUGAGAUUGAAAGUCGGGCUGAAGCCCUUUUUGCAGAUGACCCUAACCCUAAGGAGCGAAAGCAUCAUCUAUUAGUCCGACUAGAGCUUGAAAAAGAUAGAGAUAGGCGUAAGAUUAACGAUGAAUUUGAGACAUAUCUUAAGAGAUUAAGGACGCUUCAGCACAACUUCCGUAGAGAGGUCAAAGAGGCCAAAGCUACCAAAGCAAAAUCACAAGAAGAUCCUCUCGUUGCAAGGAUGAAUGAGAAGUCGUAUAAGGGUUCCUUAACUCUUAUAGAAUUUUCUGACGAUCCAAAUGGCAAUGAUGAAAUAUUUCCACCAAGCAGAAGUAUUAAACUUGACUCAAGGGUCUCGCUGCCUCGUAAUAAACGGCCUAAGAAACCAGAUCCCCGAAAUACCCCUAAAAAUAUACCCUCCUCAGCUAGCCCGAAGUAUGGCGCUGUCAAAGAUUUAUUGUCUGGUGAAAAAAGUGAACUUGAUUCUACAGGCUCCCGGUCUUUAAUCCGACGCCUUCAAAAUUCAAGUCCUUCAAACCUUCCUCCAAACAAGACAUCAUCAGAUGCCCGUGAUUAUGGUGCUACCAAAUAUCUACCGCCUAGUGAAAACAAUUUACUGGAUACUAGAAGUUCACGGCCUCUAAUUCGACGUCUUCAAGGUUCUGGUCCUUCAAACCUUUCUCCAAUUAAGACAUCGUUAAAUAGACAAGAGUUCGAGAAUUUCGGAAACUUCCCUUCAUCUCGAAGAAUUAAACUCGAUUAUGGUGCCGCACCUCCGCAUGCUCGACCAUGGAAAAGCCUAGACCUAGGUCCGAAGAAUUUUCAAGAAGAUGAAGAACUAGGAGCAAAGCUUCGAUCGGCAAUGUUAGGAAAAAAUAGCUCCAUCAGGGGUAGAAGAGAUAGCAUCCUUCCCAAGUUCAUCAAAAGGUCCUGA
This is a messenger RNA of Blumeria graminis f. sp. triticale, 2211 nucleotides long. NCBI's taxonomy places the organism in Eukaryota, Fungi, Ascomycota, Leotiomycetes, Helotiales, Erysiphaceae. The record is from the annotation of a GenBank genome assembly.